Messenger RNA from Anolis carolinensis (green anole), 1389 nucleotides. It is a transcript of the gene c5h6orf120, whose product is annotated as chromosome 5 C6orf120 homolog. Bases 559 to 1122 code for a protein of 187 amino acids. The record is from RefSeq and is a predicted model, not a curated record. The transcript is spliced from 2 exons. Lineage: Eukaryota; Metazoa; Chordata; Lepidosauria; Squamata; Anolidae.
UUGUAUAACAUGAUGUUUUAGUGCUUAAUUUGUAAAAUAAUAACCUAAUUUGAUGUUUAAUAGGCUUUUCCUUAAUCCCUCAUUAUCCAACUUAUUCACUUAUGCCGGCCCGUCUUUUGGAUAAGUGAGACUCUACUGUAUAAUAAAAUCUGAGAGUAUAAAAAUAUAGAAAUAUAGCUCAAUAGGAUAGAGCAGACAUGGACAAACUUUGGCCCUCCAGGUGUUUUGGACUUCACCUCCCAGAAUCCCUAACAGAGAUCAAGUUUGUCUAAUUAUUUGAGGGCCCAAGUUUGCCCAUGCCUGGGAUAGAAUAAUCAUCAACAUCGCCUGACAAGGUAAAUCAAUUGUAAACUGUUCUUCCCCUCCAUAGGCUAGCAUACAGAAAUAAAUUUUUAAUUGUUUCUUGAAGGAAAGAAGUGAGGGGCUAUUCUAAUUUCUAUAGGGAGGGAGUUCACCACAGAGAAGGCCCCGUCUCUCGUCCCCACCAGCUGCACCUGGGAUUGGGGUGGGAUCAAGAGGACAGCCCCAUCCACUGAUUGCAGUGUCCGGACAGGUGAGAUGGCCGCUCCCUGCGAGCGAUUGCUCCUGGUUUUGCUUGCUUCUCAAGGCCUUCUAACCGCAGCAAGUGCUUACAACGAGGACGACGAUAUACCAGAAGAAUGGCUUCUUCUCCACGUGGUUCACGGCCAGAUCGGAGCUGGGAACUACAGCUACUUAAGACUGAACCAUGAAGGGAAGAUUGUGCUCCAUAUGCAGAGCUUGCAAGGCGACGCGGACUUGUACGUGUCCGACGUGACCCUUCACCCCAGUUUUGACGAUUAUGAGCUUCAAUCUGUCACAUGCGGCCGGGACAUGGUGUAUGUCCCUGAGCACUUUCGCCGCCCAGUGGGGAUAGGGAUCUAUGGCCACCCAUCUCACCGGGAGAGUGAAUUCGAGAUGAAGGUGUUCUACGAUCCAACGGUUGUGCACUCGCCAUUUAGUGGCGGCUCUUACAAUCCCGAAGAAAUGGAAACGAGCCAAAAGCAUCCACCGUCAACCGAAGAUGACUCUCAGGAUGAAGAAUCGGUCUUCUGGACUAUACUGAUUGGGAUACUCAAGCUAAUCCUUGAAAUCCUCUUUUAGCUUUAUAGACAUGCUUUUUUGGUGGGGUGAACAACACAUAAAAACUGAAUGAAGACUGUCAUCUGAACAUUAGUACUAACUGGUGUGUCUUGUGGUGGGGAAGGGAAAAUAAAGCCAUAACUGAUUUUGUAUUGUAAUCUUUGCCCAGAGAGCUACGCUGUAGCAUCUGCAGUAUUUUUUACAGUUUUCCCUUCACUGAUCAGGUUUGAGUAUUAGGAAUGUUCUAAUUCACUGUGACUUUGAAUAAAGUUUUAUUUUCUAUAUGAA